CCCACCCCCCUCCUCCUCCGCGCUCCACCAUGCUGGUCACCAAGCGCAACGGCACCCGGGUGCCCGUUGACCAGGCGAAGAUCAUCGCCCGCAUCCAGAACAUCUCCCAAGGCCUGGACCUGAACUUCGUCGACCCGGAGGAGAUCGCCAUCCGCGUGCAGAGCGGCAUGUAUGAGGGCGUGGCCACCGCCGACAUUGACAGCCUCAUUGCCGAGACCGCCGCCUACAAGACCACCCAGCACCCGGACUUCGCCCUCCUGGCCGCCCGUGUGUCGGUCUCCAGCCUGCACAAGCAGACCCCGGCCACUUUCUCCGAGGCUGUCGACAAGCUUUUCAACUACACCGAUGCCCAGACUGGCCGCUCCAUGGCCCUCGUGUCCGAGGCCUUCCACCAGACCGUCAUGGCCAAUGCCGAGGUCCUGAACGCGGCCAUUCGCAAUGAGCGCGACUUCGAAUACCAGUUCUUCGGCUUCAAGACCCUCGAGCGCAGCUACCUCCUGCGCGUCAACGGCAAGGUUGUCGAGCGCCCGCAGUACAUGAUCAUGCGCGUGGCCGUCGGCAUCCAUGGCAGCGACAUCCCCGCCGCCCUGGAGACCUACGAGUACAUGUCCCAGCGCUACUUCACGCAUGCCUCGCCGACCCUCUUCAACUGUGGGUCUCCCCGGCCGCAGCUGUCGUCUUGCUUCCUGCUCACCAUGAAGGACGACUCGAUUGAUGGCAUUUACGACACCCUGCGCCAGUGCGCCCUCAUUUCCAAGACCGCCGGCGGCAUCGGCCUCAAUGUUCACAACAUCCGCGCCACCGGGUCCUACAUUGCCGGCACCAAUGGCUACUCCAACGGGCUGGUCCCGAUGCUGCGUGUGUUCAAUGCCACCGCGCGUUACGUCGACCAGGGUGGCAACAAGCGCCCCGGCGCGUUUGCCAUCUACCUGGAGCCCUGGCACGCGGAUGUGGAGUCCUUCAUCGAGCUGCGCAAGAACACCGGCGCCGAGGAGACUCGUGCCCGUGACCUCUUCUUUGCCCUGUGGGUGCCGGAUCUUUUCAUGAAGCGCGUGGAGUCCGGCGGCGACUGGUCGCUGUUCUGCCCGCGCGAGGCCCCGGGCCUGCACGAGUGCUAUGGCGAGGAGUUCGAGACCCUCUACCAGCGUUACGAGUCCGAGGGGCGUGCCCGCAAGGUCAUGAAGGCCCAGCUGCUGUGGCGCAAGAUCAUGGAGGCCCAGGUGGAGACCGGCACCCCCUUCAUCAUGUACAAGGAUGCCUGCAACCAGAAGUCCAACCAGAAGAACCUCGGUACCAUCAAGUGCUCGAACCUCUGCACCGAGAUCGUCCAGUACACCAGCAACGACGAGGUGGCCGUGUGCAACCUGGCCUCCAUUGCCCUGCCGCAGUUUAUCCACACCUGCCCGGAGACCGGGGCCAUGUCGUAUGACUUUGAGAAGCUGCGCACCGUCACCGGGGUCGUGGCCCGGAACCUGGAUCGCAUCAUCGACAUCAACUACUACCCGGUGGAGGAGGCCCGGAACUCCAACCUCCGUCACCGGCCGAUUGGCAUCGGUGUCCAGGGCCUGGCCGAUCUGUUCAUCAUGAUGCGCAUGCCGUUCGAGAGCCCGGAGGCGCGUGCCCUCAACAAGGCCAUCUUCGAGACCAUCUACUUCGCGGCGGUCGAGGCGUCCUGCCAGACGGCCGAGCGCGUCGGCCCGUAUGCCUCGUACGAGGGGUCCCCGGCUUCGGCCGGCCAGCUCCAGUUCGACCUGUGGGGUGUGACCCCCUCCGACCGGUGGGAUUGGGCCGGCCUGAAGGAGCGCAUUGCUCGUCAUGGCCUGCGUAACUCGCUCCUGGUGGCCCCGAUGCCGACGGCCUCCACCUCGCAGAUCCUCGGCUUCAAUGAGUGCAUCGAGCCCUACACCUCCAACAUCUAUGUCCGUCGUGUGCUGUCCGGGGAGUUCCAGAUGGUCAACCCCCACCUGAUCAAGGACCUCAUUCGCAUUGGGGUGUGGAAUGACAAUGUCCGGCAGAUGAUCAUCGCCGCCGGUGGCUCCGUCCAGCGGGUGCCUUCCAUCCCCGAUGACCUGAAGGCCCUCUACAAGACCACCUGGGAGAUCAGCCAGCGGUCCAUCAUCGACAUGGCCGCCGACCGGGGUGCCUUCAUCGAUCAGAGCCAGAGCCUGAACAUCUUCAUCGGCGAGCCCACCGCCAGCCGGUUGACUUCCAUGCACUUCUAUGGCUGGAAGAAGGGCCUCAAGACCGGCAUGUAUUACCUGCGCACCAAGCCCGCGGCCGAGGCCAUCAAGUUCACGGUUGACCAGCAGCUGCUCAAGACCCCGGGCGGCAGCGUCACCAACACUCCGCGCAUGCGCGGUGGCACUGCCACCAUCACGGCUGCCGCCCCGGCGGCCGACCCGGCCAGCCUCUCGCCGGAGUCGCGCAAGGCCGCGGCCGGUGGGUUCCCCACCCCGGCCAUCGGUCUGGCAGCCACCCUGGCCCGCAUGAGCCUGACUGAGGAUUCGUCUGCCACUUCCUCCGCCACCACCAUCACCCCGCCGGCUGUUUCGCCGCUGGCCACCGCGGCCGAUGCCGACGCCGUCGAGAGCGACAUGCAGGCUGCCGCCGAUGCGGCCGCCGCCGGCCAGGAGGAGGCCUACCCCACGCUGACCCGCGAGCAGGAGAUGCAGCUUCUCUGCUCGCUGGAGAACCCGGAGUCCUGCACCAUGUGCUCCGGUUAAGCGGAGCGCGCGUGCGUGUGUGUGUGUGUCUCCGUGUGGGACACAUGCGCGGGAGAGACCGGCAGGUAGUGGGCCUGUGUGGAUGCAUGUGUGUCUGUGUGUGCGCGAGGGAGAGGAAGAAACACAGAGUAAACGUUCUGGCGACACGCAGCCAGCGUGGGCCCUCUUGUUCCGUGCCCCCCCUCUCUCUCUCUCUCUCUCUGUCUUGUUGUCUUGCUCGUGGCACUCUCCGGCUGUGCGCAAGCAUGCGCACAGACAGACACACACACACACACACGCGUACACAUAUCAUCCGUGCUACUCAUGUGCAUGGGCCCCUUCUCUCGUCUCCACGCCAAUCCCCCUCACCCUCGACCUUGCAGUUUCCUUUUUUUUUUACCCCCCCCCCCUCUGUUCCCUCCUAACAUACAGCGCUUGGCACGACCGCCAAUCGGAGGAGUGUAUACUAGCAUCUUGUUUUCAAAUAUAAAAGCUACA
Fonticula alba is the source of this 3200-nucleotide messenger RNA. Its product is annotated as ribonucleoside-diphosphate reductase subunit M1. The record is from RefSeq and is a predicted model, not a curated record. The transcript has 3 exons. NCBI's taxonomy places the organism in Eukaryota, Rotosphaerida, Fonticulaceae. Gene Ontology annotation, biological process: DNA replication; deoxyribonucleotide biosynthetic process. Gene Ontology annotation, molecular function: ribonucleoside-diphosphate reductase activity, thioredoxin disulfide as acceptor; ATP binding. The coding region runs from base 30 to 2723 and encodes 897 amino acids. Gene Ontology annotation, cellular component: ribonucleoside-diphosphate reductase complex.